CGCUUCUCCUACCUUUGGCUCAAAUUCUCUCUCCUGGUCUAUUCCACCGUGUUCUGGUUGAUUGGGGGCCUGGUCCUGUCAGUGGGGAUCUACGCAGAGGUGGAGCGGCAGAAAUACAAAACCCUGGAGAGCGCCUUCCUGGCCCCAGCCAUCAUUCUUAUCCUCCUGGGUGUAGUCAUGUUCAUUGUCUCCUUCAUCGGGGUGCUGGCUUCCCUCCGGGACAACCUGUGCCUUCUCCAGUCGUUCAUGUAUAUCCUGGGGAUCUGCCUCAUAAUGGAGCUUAUCGGUGGCAUCGUGGCUUUGAUCUUCCGGAACCAGACCAUUGACUUUCUGAAUGACAACAUCCGGAGAGGAAUUGAGAACUACUAUGAUGACCUGGACUUCAAGAACAUCAUGGACUUUGUUCAGAAGAAGUUCAAGUGCUGUGGCGGGGAGGACUACAGAGACUGGAGCAAAAACCAGUACCACGACUGUAGCGCCCCUGGACCCCUGGCCUGCGGGGUGCCCUACACCUGCUGCAUCAGGAACACGACAGAUGUCGUCAACACCAUGUGUGGCUACAAAAUGAUCGACAAGGAGCGCCUGAGUGCCCAGAAUGUCAUUCAUGUCCGAGGCUGCACCAACGCAGUGCUGAUAUGGUUCAUGGACAACUAUACCAUCAUGGCAGGUCUCUUACUGGGCAUCCUGCUUCCCCAGUUCCUCGGUGUGUUGCUGACACUACUGUACAUCACCCGAGUGGAAGACAUUAUCUUGGAGCACUCUGUCACUGAUGGAUUGCUGGGACCUGGUGCCAAGUCCAGCGAGGACACAGCGAGCACUGGGUGCUGUCUGUGUUAUCCCAGUUAG
This is a messenger RNA of Cricetulus griseus (Chinese hamster), 846 nucleotides long. Lineage: Eukaryota; Metazoa; Chordata; Mammalia; Rodentia; Cricetidae. The record is from RefSeq and is a predicted model, not a curated record.